This is a messenger RNA of Malus domestica (apple), 1058 nucleotides long. The record is from RefSeq and is a predicted model, not a curated record. Lineage: Eukaryota; Viridiplantae; Streptophyta; Magnoliopsida; Rosales; Rosaceae.
AAAGACACCAUAUGUAUUCUUUGAGUUAUCCUUAGCACAAUGGUUGAAUUAUUUCGUUUAUUUCGUCUUGUUAGAAGACUGAUUCCAAUUAUCUCUAUCCUGAAUUCCAACUUUGGAUGGGAAGUCUUCUAGUCUCACCAUUAGGAUUUGGAGGAUUCCUAUUCCUACCUCUUGGGGAAGUUUAAGGUUUGAGCUUAUCCGUAGAACGUUUGAGACAUUAAUUCAUCUCUAUCUCUGUUUUCAACCAUGUUUGUCCCUUUUCUUCGACAAGCAUUAUCUAUAUUUGUCAAUGCUGUGAUUUAUUGUCAGUUCUGCAAGUGCACUUAUUGCAAUUGGAGUUGAUGAGACGUAAUUUUAUUCUUUACCAUACUUAAAAGAAGUGCUUCACCUCGCCUUGCCUUGCUGCAUCGUGCCCUUCAUUACAAUACCAUUUGUUCGUGGACAUGCCAAGGAGGCGAGGCUAUGUAGUCACCCUUCCCCAAAAUCUCCUUUGCCUUUGAAUUUACACGUAAAACAACUUAUGCAAACAUUAAUAUGGCAGGUUGUGGAAGACCAUGGGAUUUUUCGGCGCCUGCGAGUUCGUGGAUGGAAAUUGCUGGGAGACAUUGCAUUCGUCUCAAUGGCGCACUGAAGAAGGACGGAGAUUGCAUCAGCCAAUAUCAUCCAUUUCAUAUGGAAGGAAGCGUAACCACAACCUUGGUAAGCAAUGGAUGUGUGGACUUCAAGGGAAAAAUUGCUGACAAGCAAACAACAGGAGGAUGGAAGGCCGCACCAUUUAUCAUAGUGAAUGAGGUGGCCGAGAGGCUGGCAUUUUUUGCAAUUGCGGUGAACAUGGUGCGUUAUUUGGUAUACGAGAUGCGACAGUCGCUGCCGACAGCGGCGACUCAUGUGACGAAUUGGAUCGGAGCUUCUUACGUCCUCACACUAUUUGGAGCCUUUAUAGCCGAUGCUUAUUUGGGCCGCUUCAAAACCAUCAUCACUUUCUCUUGUAUCUAUGCUGUGGUAUGAAAGCCCAUUUCCACUUUCAUCUUGGAUUUUCAUCAACCUGGUUAGGCCCA